AUGACACAUUCAAAAAAUGUAGUUUCUUGUGUUGUUGUAACAGCCGGUGUAGUUUCUACAGUUGUUGUAUCAGCUGGUGUAGUUUCUAAUAUUGUAUCAGCCGUUGUAGCGACAACAGUUGUUGCAUCAGCUGGUGUAGUUUCUUGUGUUGUUGUAUCAGCCGGUGUAGUUUCUACUAUUGAUGUAUCAGCCGUUGUAGCUUCAACAGUUGUUGCAUCAGCUGGUGUAGUUUCUACUAUUGUUGUGUCAACCGGUGUAGUUUCUUCUGUUGUUGUAUCAGCCGGUGUAGUUUUUUCAGUUGUUGUGUCAGCUGAUGUAGUGUCUACAGUUGUUGCAUCAGAUGUCGUAGUUUCUUCAGUUGUAUCGGCUUGUAUAGUUUCUUCAGUUGUUGUAUCAGCUGACGUAGUGUCUACAGUUGUUGCAUCAGAUGUCAUAGUUUCUUCAGUUGUUGCAUCAGAUGUCUUAGUUUCUUCAGUUGCUGUAUCGACUGGUGUAGUUUCUACUAUUGUUGUAUCAGCCGUUGUAGUUUCAACAAAUGUUGUAUCAGCCGGCGUAGUUUCUUGUGUUGUUGUAUCAGCCGGUGUAGUUUCUUCAUUUGUUGCGUCAGAUGACGUAGUGUCUACAGUUGUUGCAUCCGAUGUUGUAGUUUCUUCAGUUAUUGUUACUAUUGUUGUAUCAGCCGUUGUAGCGACAACAGUUGUUGCAUCAGCUGGUGUAGUUUCUUGUGUUGUUGUAUCAGCCGGUGUAGUUUCUACAAUUGAUGUAUCAGCCGUUGUAGUUUCUACUAUUGUUGUAUCAGCCGUUGUAGUUUCUUCAGUUGUUGUAUCAGCUGGUGUAGUUUCUACUAUUGUUGUAUCAGCCAUUAUAGCUUCAACAGUUGUUGUAUCAGCUGGUGUAGUUUCUUGUGUUGUUGUAUCAGCCGGUGUAGUUUCUACUAUUGUUGUAUCAGCCGUUGUAGCUUCAACAGUUGUUGCAUCAGCUGGUGUAGUUUCUACUAUUGUUGUGUCAACCGGUGUAGUUUCUUCUGUUGUUGUAUCAGCCGGUGUAGUUUUUUCAGUUGUUGUGUCAGCUGAUGUAGUGUCUACAGUUGUUGCAUCAGAUGUCGUAGUUUCUUCAGUUGUAUCGGCUUGUAUAGUUUCUUCAGUUGUUGUAUCAGCUGACGUAGUGUCUACAGUUGUUGCAUCAGAUGUCAUAGUUUCUUCAGUUGUUGCAUCAGAUGUCUUAGUUUCUUCAGUUGCUGUAUCGACUGGUGUAUUUUCUACUAUUGUUGUAUCAGCCGUUGUAGUUUCAACAAAUGUUGUAUCAGCCGGCGUAGUUUCUUGUGUUGUUGUAUCAGCCGGUGUAGUUUCUUCAUUUGUUGCGUCAGCUGACGUAGUGUCUACAGUUGUUGCAUCCGAUGUUGUAGUUUCUUCAGUUAUUGUUACUAUUGUUGUAUCAGCCGUUGUAGCGACAACAGUUGUUGCAUCAGCUGCGACAACAGUUGUUGCAUCAGCUGGUGUAGUUUCUUGUGUUGUUGUAUCAGCCGGUGUAGUUUCUACUAUUGAUGUAUCAGCCGUUGUAGCUUCAACAGUUGUUGCAUCAGCUGGUGUAGUUUCUACUAUUGUUGUGUCAACCGGUGUAGUUUCUUCUGUUGUUGUAUCAGCCGGUGUAGUUUUUUCAGUUGUUGUGUCAGCUGAUGUAGUGUCUACAGUUGUUGCAUCAGAUGUCGUAGUUUCUUCAGUUGUAUCGGCUUGUAUAGUUUCUUCAGUUGUUGUAUCAGCUGACGUAGUGUCUACAGUUGUUGCAUCAGAUGUCAUAGUUUCUUCAGUUGUUGCAUCAGAUGUCUUAGUUUCUUCAGUUGCUGUAUCGACUGGUGUAGUUUCUACUAUUGUUUUCCGUUGUAGCGACAACAGUUGUUGCAUCAGCUGGUUAGUUUCUUGUGUUGUUGUAUCAGCCGGUGUAGUUUCUACUAUUGUUGUAUCAGCCGUUGUAGCUUCAACAGUUGUUGCAUCAGCUGGUGUAGUUUCUACUAUUGUUGUGUCAACCGGUGUAGUUUCUUCUGUUGUUGUAUCAGCCGGUGUAGUUUUUUCAGUUGUUGUGUCAGCUGAUGUAGUGUCUACAGUUGUUGCAUCAGAUGUCGUAGUUUCUUCAGUUGUAUCGGCUUGUAUAGUUUCUUCAGUUGUUGUAUCAGCUGACGUAGUGUCUACAGUUGUUGCAUCAGAUGUCAUAGUUUCUUCAGUUGUUGCAUCAGAUGUCUUAGUUUCUUCAGUUGCUGUAUCGACUGGUGUAGUUUCUACUAUUGUUGUAUCAGCCGUUGUAGUUUCAACAAAUGUUGUAUCAGCCGGCGUAGUUUCUUGUGUUGUUGUAUCAGCCGUGUAG
Molecule: messenger RNA, 2358 nt
Organism: Lytechinus variegatus (green sea urchin)
Lineage: Eukaryota; Metazoa; Echinodermata; Echinoidea; Temnopleuroida; Toxopneustidae
Exons: 5
Coding region: 1-2358 (785 amino acids)
Source: RefSeq, a predicted model, not a curated record